Molecule: messenger RNA, 1179 nt
Organism: Thyridium curvatum
Lineage: Eukaryota; Fungi; Ascomycota; Sordariomycetes; Thyridiales; Thyridiaceae
Exons: 2
Coding region: 1-1179 (392 amino acids)
Biological process (GO): proteasome-mediated ubiquitin-dependent protein catabolic process
Molecular function (GO): proteasome binding; endopeptidase inhibitor activity
Source: RefSeq, a predicted model, not a curated record
AUGACGAGCAAUCCUCUCCGGCCAGAGGCCCUCCUCCAAGCCAUGGCCGACGCCCUGCCCAACCCGGGAGACGGCACCUCUGCCAUGAGCAGCUCCUACGAAGCCCUCGCCCUCUUCACACACGCCUGCAUGACCUCUCUCGGCUUCAGGUUACUAGGCUUCAACGAGGACCAGAAGAUGGAAUCAGAAUGCCAGUCAUGCGCGCCGCGCCUGCCCUCAAAAUGGAACGCAUCCUUCAACUCACACUCCUUCCUAUACGCCCACGGGCAAUCAUCCAUGAACUUCGUCAUCAAGGUAGACCGCCUCGGCGGAAAGGCCGAGAUCAGGGGUCUCGGGGUAGGCGACGAGCGGAUCAACCGGCUCGAGGUCGCCGCGCGCGACUACAUCUCGUCUGCCGCACUGCCGGUACGCAUCUCUACGACAGAGGAGUCGCAAGGAGAAGGAGGAGGAGAAGGAGGAGGCAACGCACAAGAGGACCGCACAGAUCUCCCCGACAAGCUCCGCCGCGUCUUCAUCUCGGACGAGCGCGUCGCCGACCUCGCCACCCUCAUCAAGAUCAACAUCAUCCAGAAGCUCGUCCCUGGUCUGCAAAAGGAGGGGUACCAGGAGUCAGAAGACCCGGAUGACCGCGAGGCGCGCCGAGACGCCGACCGCGCGGGCCGCGUCGGACCCAGGCAGCCUCCCAGGGCCCCCGGCGAGCCCCCGGACCCGGCCCGCCCGUACCCACACGACGACCCCCUGGCCGCCCCACCCCGCCGUCCCGUCCCGGCCGGAGACUUCCCACCGCCGGACUUUGAGGACGAGUACGAGAUCAACCGCCCGCCCCGAGGCGGUCCCCUCCCGGGCUUCAUGCCGGGGCUCGGACACGACGAUCUCUACCCCCCCGGGCUCGGGCCCCAUGAUCCUCUGAGGCCUACACUAGGCGGCGGCGGGCUACCCCGGCCCGGAGGGCCCAGUGGCAUGCACCCCACGCCUCACGACCCCUUGUUUGGCGGACGCGGAGGUUCUGGCGAUGGCGAUGGCUUUGAUCCGCAGGUGCCGCCUGGCGCCAGGUUUGACCCCCUGGGUCCCCCCGGGGCCGGCCCUCGGUUCGGCGGCGGUCGGGGUAGGGGCCCGUUCGGCGGCGGUGGCCCGGGUGGUGUAGGAUUUGGAGGCUUUGGUGGCGGUGACAUCAUCUGA